Coregonus clupeaformis (lake whitefish) is the source of this 5907-nucleotide messenger RNA. RefSeq names its product synaptopodin 2-like protein. Gene Ontology annotation, cellular component: Z disc; actin cytoskeleton; nucleus. NCBI's taxonomy places the organism in Eukaryota, Metazoa, Chordata, Actinopteri, Salmoniformes, Salmonidae. Gene Ontology annotation, biological process: positive regulation of actin filament bundle assembly. The transcript is spliced from 4 exons. Bases 231 to 3860 code for a protein of 1209 amino acids. The record is from RefSeq and is a predicted model, not a curated record. Gene Ontology annotation, molecular function: actin binding.
CAGAGUGUGUGUGGGCAUGUGUGGGUGUCAGUGAGAAAGUGUGUGUUUGUGUGCCCAGGUGCCAGAGUAGUGGGCUGAGAGAAGUCAGCUCUAGGACAUUAUAGCUGAAGGAGAGUGGACAGAGCUCUCUGAGGGGGCCCUGACAGCAAUGGAGCAAACGCCUUGAGGGCCCCCCCAGAAAGACAGACAAACGGACGGAAACACUAAAAAGGGGAACGUAUCAUACAAUAAUGGUGUCAGAAGAGGUUAUAAUCACCUUGUCCGGUGGAGCACCAUGGGGCUUUCGUCUCCAGGGGGGCGUGGAGCAUCAGAAACCACUUCAGGUGGCCAAGGUGCGUAAGCGCAGUAAGGCGUGCAGGGCAGGACUGCGGGAGGGUGAUGAGCUGGUGUCCAUCAACGGCCAGCCUUGUGGAGGUCUGUCCCAUGCCCAGGCCAUGACCAUAAUCGACAGCUCCCCAGGAAUACUACACAUCCGGGUCAAGAGGGCGCCGGCAGGCUUCCAGUCCGUGGUGCUGUUGACCCGCGCCCCGUCACCCCGUAUCGACAAAGAGUACCGAGCCACCCUGCGUGCCAUGUCCCCCUCCUCCAGAUCCCACCACACAGCCGCUGUCAGGGAGGUCCCCCAUGGCAGGUGCUCCCUCCUGUCCCCCAUGGUGCGCAGAGGCCUCACCUCGCCCCCAGGCAGCGAGGCCUACUACGGGGAGACAGACAGUGACGCAGACGUGGCGGCCAACGAGAGGCAGAGGAAGCAGAAGCACAGAAGUCCCAGCAACUUACCCGGAAAAGCCUCCGGUAGAGCCUCCCCAGAAGGAGGGGAGACCUCAGAGUUUAGCGGCUAUGACAGUGCUCCAGAUGCCCGGGUCUACCCAGGACUCCAGGGCCACGGGUUACUGGAUGGCAGAGGAGGGGGAGAGGGCCUGCCGGGGGUGGCCCGAAGGGAAGUGAUCUACCAGCCCCCUCCAAGGAUAUGGUCCUCCCAGACCUCCACAGAGACAUCCUCCAUCAUCUCCUCAGUUGAGGACCAGGUCUCAGGGCAGGACAGAGUGGUGGAGGAGGACAGUGGAUUCCAGGAGCCCUCCAACAUGGUCCCACUGGUGUCCCCCGAGAGGGCCAAGGAGGCCAUGCAGCUAAGCUCCCGCAGGCAGCUGGUACCCAUGGUGGGGCCCAUAGACACCCCUCUGGACGAGGAGCUCAGUGUCACCUACAUGGACAAGGCCAAGCAAGCCAAACUGAACCGGGGUGACACGGCUCAAGAUAAAAAGGUGAAGGAGGCCAGAACCAAGUGCCGCUCCAUCGCCUCCCUUCUGACAGACGCCCCCAACCCCCACUCCAAGGGUGUGCUGAUGUUCAAGAAGCGCAGGCAGCGCUCCAAGAAGUACACGCUGACCAGCUUCGGCAGUGUGGACGAAGACAUGCAGCACAAUUCCCAGGAGGAAGAUGGUCUCUUCCCAGGAAGCGAGUCGGAGUUUGAUGAGGAUGGCUUCUCAGCCGCCCCCGACACCACCUGGGACAGUGACUACCUAGAUGCGCUGGAGAAGAGGGCGACCGCAGGGGGGGAGCGAGGGGACGGGGCAGAAGAUGCCCCCAGUCCCGGCCUGAGUGACAUCUCUGGGAAGGGCGCCCAGCUGUUUGAGCAGCAGAGGAAGAGGGCGGCCGAGCACGCCAAGAAGGUGGCUGCCGCCCAACCUCAGACAAGGACCCAAUCACCGAACCAACUACAGAUCCAGGAGCAGCCUCAGCCAUAUACACAGAGCCAGCCCCAGGCAGAAACACAACCACAGAUGUACCAGCCUCAGCAGCCUACAGCACCACCGCCCCCUGUAGCCUUCCAGGAGGAGGCUCGGUCUGUGGCAGAGAGGCCUAUGGCACCGGCCCCAGCUGCUCCUACUGCCUACAGCAUGGCUAAUGGAGACGUAGCCUACUCUGCAGUGAGCAUGGCUAGCAUGGUGAUGUCACCCCUGACUGUGGCACCCAAACCAAUCACCACCCAAGUGUCUAUCUUAACCACUCACAUACCUCCGCCCCAAACACCGCUGCCAGAACUCUCCUCCAGCUCUGUGCUCAACAGAACAGCCCGCCCCUUCAACCCAGGGUUUGUGACCAACCGAGCCGCCACCGCUCCUGUUGUGUUCCGCCCCGUCAUCACCAAAAGGGCCCCGCGUCCGGCGACCUCUGUGUCUAUUGUAGGACCUCCCUUCUCUUCCUCAUCAGAGCUGCCUCCAAGUGGUAAUCCCUCCUUCUCUCCCCCGUCCUCUGUGUCCAGAGGACCCUUCUCCACCUCCUCCUCAGCAUCGGCCAUUCAUCCCCGUCCUGCCUUCUCUGUGGAGAACCUGGCAGAACCACCCAUGUCCUCUGUUCCACAGGCUUCCUUCAUAGCCAUACGUCCACCCCCAGCACAAUUUUCAGGUGGCCCCAUACCCCCACCUCCAGUAUCAUUUGCCAAUGUACCCUCAAUUCCACCUCCAUCACCAUUCUCAGGUGCACCCAUACCCCAGCCUCAAGUUUCUGUUGCCCAGAUGUCCCAAGCUUCUGUCUCAGUUGUUCCACUCCCACCCCCCACAACCCCAACACCUAUACCCAGAUCCCCCAAGUCCAAGGUCCCACCUCCCCCUGGUGGUCGUACCGGCAUCCUCCAGGAGGCUCGUCGGCGCAGCGGUAGGAGGCCCAUGUUCGGAGUCCCUGGUGAGAAGAAGAAUUCUCCCAACCCUGACCUGCUGAACAUGGUGCAGAACCUGGAUGACAGGCCCCGCUACGGAAGCUACUCAGAGAGUAUGAUGGCCUUUGAGUCAGGCGCUGAGGAAGACCAGGGUGCUGAAGCCUGCCGGGGAAGGAUGCCUCCACCGGUGGCCCCCAAACCCCGGGUCAUCCACGAGGCCCCCCAGAUCCCCCAGGAAGAGGGCAAGGGGGCUCAGCUGUUUGCCCGCAGGCAGAGCUGCAUGGACCAGUAUGUGGUAGACACUCCACAGGAGACCGCCUACCAGCAGGAGGUCACCCACCCAGGGGCCGAGCCCCAGGAUGCUCCCAACCCCAAUAUCAUCUCACAGUGGAAGUUAUCCCCCAACAUCCGCGCCCCCCCGCCUAUUGGCUACAACCCUCUGCUGGCCCCCUCCUGUCCUGUGGGGCCACAGAGCGAUACCAGCAGGUUUGACAGGGGGGGCUGGGGAGGCAAAGGAGGGAUCGCCUUUCAGAGGGAGGGAAUCAAAGCUCUGGAUUUCAUGAGAAGGCAGCCUUACCAGCUCAACUCAGCUAUGUUCGGGGGUAGUGUUGCCAACCUGUCGGCGAUGCCCUCCUACCAGGACCAGAGACAGCAGCAGGGAGGGUACACUACUAUGGUGGGCAGCACCAUGACCCCUCCCAGACAGAUCCCAGUCAAGGCGGCCCGUGUGUAUGAGAUCAAGCGCUUCUCCACACCCACGCCCAUGUCAGCCCCGAGCCUGGCCCCCACCGUGAUCGCUCCUCGCUCAGCCACAACACUGGGAGAGCGCCUGACCCGCUCUGACAUGAUCUCCCCAACCCCUGCUCCUCUCUCCUCACCCCCUGCCCCUGUCUUUGCCCCAGCUCCUAUCUCUGCCCCACAUCCCGUCCUUGCUCCUACCUAUUCAGGGGGCCUGCCCGGGCUGCCCAGAAUCAAUGCCACCCUUGUCCCUAACCCCAUCCCCAUCCCCUACCCAGAACCCUAUCCUGGAGUGUCCUGCAGUUGGCUCCAAGGAGCCAAGCAGUUUCAGAGUGCCCCUGAGCUUAGUUUCCUUGCUAACCUCCCCACUCCCCUAAGGGCAAAUGCCAUGCAGGCACCCAAACCCCGCUUCAUCGCCACCAAGGUGGGCGGCCAGCCGUGUGUGUGGAGACCAGAUGCCAUGUGAUCGGGAUUGGGAGACCCUGUCUGUUACUAAGAGAACUGGACACAUCUCAGCCCUAUAAAAAAAUAUCUGCAAAACAUCAAGUAAUAAGGUGGUCAAAUACUGAUCAAUGAGCUUGUUCAGUACCCAACAAAAAUGUUUUUACGAAUGUGUUAAGUGUGUUUGAUUGUAAUGAUUUGAAACCCUCACUAAAUGAAUGGUUGAUUGCUGAAACUCAGAAAUGUGUUUCCAUGCAUUUGAUUAUUUUCAACCCUUUUGUUUGUGCAAUAGAAGUAAUUUGCUAACAACGUCACUAAGAACUAGCCUCGUACGAACCAUCCUGAUCUCGCAAGACCAGGAUGGUUCAUAUGAGGUUAACUAAGUACUAUAAUAAACUUUAAAUCAUAGUCAUCCAUGUGAUUGCAGUCAUAGCUUGCUUGUCACACAUGCUGUUGCUGAAAUGCAUUUGUCUGGUUUGUCUGUUAAAUCAUUGUCUAUCAGGACAUUUGAUGGAAUUUGGUCCAGUCAUGUUACACAUACACAGUAAGUAGUAUACACACUGUCCUGGAGGAGGUUUGUGUAAGGCUUAUCUUUCUACACAGUCAGCUAAAUACUGUUUAAAUAGCCAUGGGAGUGAGAGAGCCUGUACUGAAUGAUUAUUUGAAACUUGAAAUGUUGACAUGUAGGAUUUCUUUAAAAAAUUGCAACAGGAGGAUCGCUGAGGCCCUGUGUCUUCCCUCUCUCUGACGAGCGGACAGAGGAGGGAGAGGUGAGGCUAACACAGGGGGGUCAGAGGUCCACUGAUUCAAUGUGAGCACCAUCAGAUGAGUGCCAAGCACCAUGAUGCUUCACUCAGAGGAAACCACUGACAUGACUCUCUUAUGACAUCUGGACUCUCCAACAGAGGUCAUUGCUCAGUUUUCAUUGGACAAUGGCUAGGUCUAAUAUUUAAUGGAUCUAGGGCUGGGGCUCCCUUCCAGUCUGCUGAAACCCACCUGGGAAGAUGAGAGGAGGGAGAAGUUAUGUUAGACCUCUCUACAUCCUGAGUGUUUGUGUUGGUGGUCAGAUCCCUGGCUCCCAGUGGUCAGUGAGAAAUGCUAUCUGUUUUGGCGGGCUCGUAGUCAACAGGUGUCUUGCGAUCCUGUCACUGCCUAUUUGCAGAGCUGAUCAGACAGCAAACCGAACUGGAUGAACACAUCAACCUAGCCCUUCCCAGACUAGUGUGCCCUUUCUGGAUGUCUGGUGUCCAUGUCACCGCUCACGUUGUAUUAAAACAAAUGACACUAAUGAUGGAUGUGUAUUUUUUAUUUAUUGUGACUGAAGUGUUAAAAACAUGAGAGGGGCUGUGGAUAUGGAAGCAGCAGGGACAUUUUGUCCCUGCCAAAUUAUUUAAAGGGGUGUCGGUUAUAAACCCAGAGUCAAGGUUCUCACUGGCAUUUAGAGGAGGGGAGAUAUGUCAAAGUGUGCCAUGAGAGAGAAACUUUGGAUAUUUGUCAAGGACUUCCCACAGCCUUUAGAAAUGAGAAGAAAGUGACUAGGAAAGCCUGGGUUCUGAGGCCUAGUGAGGGAGGAGGGUAGAGCGAGAAGAGGGACAACACCAUUGGUGCCUCUGAGACAUGGAGGUGAUCAGGUAGUGUAUAAAAUGGGAGAGAUGACAGAGAAUGAACCCAAUCAUGAAUGGGACCAUAACCGUUCAUAUUCUUCUAACCCUGAAAACAGCUGAUGAUAAUUAACUGCAAACAUAUACAGGCUUUUGGAUAUGGAUAUGACCCCCAUUCACUGACAGGGUUCAUGACUCUCACCUUUCUGAUGGUGGUAAAUGGUUGUUAUUUUUUGUUGUUUUUCUAAUUUACAAAUCUAAUUUAACCUAACUUAGGCUAUCUGUUGUGUUUAUGUUAUUAAAGGUUUUAAUGUAUGUGAUAUAUUGUGCAUAUGUGUAAAAAUACAAUAAUUGACUUAGAAUUUGAGUGUGAAAAUGUCUGUUAAUGAAGCCGCAAUAAAGGAGGGCAGAAAGAGCUUUUCACUGACUGAGAUAUGUGCCAUUUUUAGAGGAAUAAAACUGAAACAUUUC